Molecule: messenger RNA, 1241 nt
Organism: Syngnathus acus (greater pipefish)
Lineage: Eukaryota; Metazoa; Chordata; Actinopteri; Syngnathiformes; Syngnathidae
Gene: aqp11
Product: aquaporin 11
Exons: 3
Coding region: 159-950 (263 amino acids)
Biological process (GO): transmembrane transport
Cellular component (GO): cytoplasm; membrane
Molecular function (GO): channel activity
Source: RefSeq, a predicted model, not a curated record
CAAAGAGCCGAGGGAGGACUUGCUCACUUCCGCACCAUGUGACCGAUCCUGCGACACUGACGCUCCUUCGUGCCGGGCUGCACCCACCCUUCCCUGGCAUAGAGGAGCAGCAGGCCCCGCUAAUAAACCAGUGACGGCCAGCCGCCAGAUCACCCAGCAUGUCCGCGGACGUCGCGGUGUCUCUGGCGGUGAUGGCGUCGGCCGUCGUCCUGAGCGACGCCGCGCGCCGGAUCUCCAGGCACCUGCUCCCGAGAACGAGCAUGCGCGAGUACGCGGCGGAGUUUGCGUCCGCCUUCCAGUUGUGCUGCUGCACAAAUGAGCUUCGACUCCUGGGCGAGACGGGUGCUCUCCGAGGCGGAGCCGCACUGGCGUUGACUUACGCGGCCGCCGUGGUGCACGCGCUCACUUUCCGCGGUGCUACUGGAAACCCCAUCGGCGUGCUUGAGCACGCGUACCGCGGCAGGACGUCGGGAGCGCGCGCGCUGCUGGGCAUCGUCUGCCAGUUCUUGGCCGCCGCCGCCUCGCGCCCUAUCGUGCAGGUGCUCUGGGGGCGGGGCCUGUCCGGGAUGCACGCACGCCACGCGCUCAAAAACUUCCAGUGCGCGAGCGCCAUUCGCGCGACGUUGCCGGAGGCCGUGUGCGUAGAGAUGGCGUGCGCGUUUGCCGUCCAGAGUGCGCACGCUCACACCCGCAGGAUACAAGAGAAGUACCGAGUUCAUGUUGUAGCCGCUGUCAUCACGUCUGUUGUGUACGCAGGUGGUAGCAUGACUGGGGCAGUGUACAAUCCUGCAUUGGCUUUCUCAACUCAAUUUGGCUGCAUUGGAAACUCGUUGGCGGAAUACUGCAUGGUCUAUUGGAUGGGACCCCUGAUGGGCAUGCUGGCAUCCGUGUUGAUUUUUGACCCAACAUCCAGCCAGCCGUCUCCUCAGCAUGUCACCAAGAGGAAAUGAUGAAGCUGCAUCAACAUGAGCACAAACUAAAAGACAAGUUUCUUAUCUCAAGUGUGAAGAGCUUUUAGGAUUUGUCCAUAGUAGUUCCUGAAGCAUUGUUAUGUUCCAAUCAUAACUUUUUGAGGCCACUAAAAAAAGUACAAUGUUAUCAACAUAUUAACUGUUAUUAAUAUUUUCUGGGUAGCUAUUUAUUCCUCAAUUCUAAUACUAUUCAAAUUGAUCAAAGGUUGGAUUUCCCAGCAGCCAUGAAUGCAGCACAAAUUUUGUGAAUAAAAUACAAAAACAUUUCUA